Quercus lobata is the source of this 693-nucleotide messenger RNA. RefSeq lists its product as uncharacterized. Bases 1 to 693 code for a protein of 230 amino acids. The record is from RefSeq and is a predicted model, not a curated record. NCBI's taxonomy places the organism in Eukaryota, Viridiplantae, Streptophyta, Magnoliopsida, Fagales, Fagaceae. The transcript has a single exon.
AUGGCUAUGGAGAGUUGGAGAGCAAAGUUUCUAGCAAGCUCUCUGACACACCUAUUCACUCAUGCAUCAGACCAUGCACUAAUAAUUCUACAUAUAAAGAAAGCCAAAAAAAUCUGUCCAAGAUUUUCAAGAUGUUUCAAAUUCGAGGAGGUGUGGUUUUUAUGGGAGGAUUGUGAGCAAGUGAUUCACGAUGCAUGGAAUAAAGAAGCAAGGGCAAAUUCGGGUUUGACAAGAAUAAAGGAGAGAAUAGCAAUUUGUGGUGUAGAUUUGCAUGCAUGGGGUUCAACUAGAACUCACCCAAACGUGGAAAAAAUUAAAAGACUCCAAGCUAAGGUGGAGGCACUUGGUAAGGGAGAGUCAACUGAAGACAGCAAAAUUGUUCUUUUGGCAGCUAGCAAAGAGUUGGAUGAUCUCUUGCUAAAACAAGAAAUCUAUUGGGCGCAAUGUUCAAGAAUUUCUUGGUUGAAGCAUGAAGACAAAAACACGAAGUUUUUACAUUCAAAAGCAUCACAGAGAAAAAGGAGGAAUUUUAUUGAGGGGAUUAAAGACCAGGCAAACAACUGGGUGACGGAGAAUGAUUGGGUUGCAGAAGUGACGAUUAAUUAUUUUGAGAACAUGUUCAAAGCAGGUGAUUGUGACCGGAUGGAGGAAUGUCUUGAGGCCAUUCAUCACAGGAUUACUCCUAAAAUGUAG